Messenger RNA from Vollenhovia emeryi, 1076 nucleotides. RefSeq lists its product as uncharacterized. The transcript has 4 exons. Gene Ontology annotation, cellular component: cytoplasm. Bases 182 to 847 code for a protein of 221 amino acids. Gene Ontology annotation, biological process: iron ion transport; intracellular iron ion homeostasis. NCBI's taxonomy places the organism in Eukaryota, Metazoa, Arthropoda, Insecta, Hymenoptera, Formicidae. Gene Ontology annotation, molecular function: ferrous iron binding; ferric iron binding. The record is from RefSeq and is a predicted model, not a curated record.
AAAACUCCCAUCUCCGCAGCGGGCAACGUUCAUUAUCGGGAGAACGUCGAAGCGAGAGUAUUCACGUUGCUUCCUACCGAACGUCGUACACCGCCCGCGGCGAGAGAAAGAGAGAGAGAGAGGUAUUCGACGAAGAUCACUCGAGAACGCUCCGAUAAUUCCCUACCGCACAAAAGCAAACAUGAAGUUCCUUGGAGUAUUGUCCGUUCUUUUCCUGACCGUCUCCGCGGAGUAUUGUUACACCGACGUUGAGAGCGCCUGCGGCACAAAUCCCAAAAGUGGUGUAUUAAUGUCAAACUGUAACGCCAAGUAUGGAGCUAUCGAUACCCUCCAGGCCGAUUUACAGGCGUACGCAAACGCCAACAUCGAGACGAGUUUCGAGUUUCUCCUCAUGUCCACGCAUUUUGGAAAUUACGAGGCUAAUCGAGAGGGAUUUAAGGGAUUGUACCGCAAACUUUCAGACGAACUGUGGGAGCAAGCGAUAGAUUUGAUGAAAUAUAUCGCGCAGCGCGGUGGCAAGAUGGAUCUCAAUCAGCUCCCACGUACCAAGAAGCCCAUCAAGGACGGCAAGGUACUGGAAUUGACCGAACUGAAUAGUCUGGCCAAGGCACUCGAUAGCGAGAAGCAGCUUGCCGAGGAGGCACUGCGCAUUCACACCCAGGCGCAGCAUCACACCAAGCAGGAUGCUGCCAUCGCUCAUUAUAUCGAGGAACAUUUCAUGGAAUCGUUGUCCGAACGCGUGAGACUGCUGGCGGGUCAUUCGAAUGACCUCAAGAACAUGCUGGAAGAACGUGACGCAUCAGUCUCCGUAUUCCUGUUUGACGAGUACCUUAAGAAAACUUUGUAAAGGAGCCCUCUACAAUUAUGACUUAGAACACGUACAUAUAAUAUAUAUAGUCUUCAGUUAUAUUAUUAUUACUGUUUUUUUGCUCUAUCACCAAUGUUAGAUCUUUUAUAUGUAAAAUACAAGAAAUAAACGCAUGUAGAAAUUUAUUUCUUCUAUAUAUUCUGUAACAUAACAAUACAUGUAUGCAUGUAUGUAUGUAUAAUGCAAUAAAUACAACUUUGAAUAGCUA